Molecule: messenger RNA, 912 nt
Organism: Exserohilum turcica Et28A
Lineage: Eukaryota; Fungi; Ascomycota; Dothideomycetes; Pleosporales; Pleosporaceae
Exons: 3
Coding region: 1-912 (303 amino acids)
Molecular function (GO): oxidoreductase activity, acting on the CH-OH group of donors, NAD or NADP as acceptor
Source: RefSeq, a predicted model, not a curated record
AUGCUAUCUCUCAAGGGCAAAAACGCCGUCAUCACGGGUGCCGCAGGGGCCAUCGGUACCCAAACGGCAAUCAGCUUUGCCGAAGCGGGUGCGAGUACCAUUCUCCUGUCGGACGUGUCCAGCGACGCCCUAGCGCGGCUUGAGAAGCUGCUGGCGUCCAAGCCCUCAUGUUCCAGCACACGCUUCCUGACCCAAGUCUGCGACGUCUCGAAUGAAGAGCAAGUCGCCGCUUUGCUUGGCCAGCUCGACGAGCACGGCGGCAUCGACAUCAUGGUCAACAACGCAGGCGUGUUCCCGACAGACCUCGACGGCGACGCCGUAACCGUGACGCCGCGCGCCUGGGACCUAACAUACAGGAUCAAUGUGCUGGGCACAUGGCUGGGCUGCAAGCACGCAGUGCUAAGCAUGCGUCGCGCCCGCAAGUCCAGCGGCAGCAUCAUCAACCUAAGCUCUGUGGCGGGUCUCAUCGGCAGCGCAACCUCACAGCUCGCGUAUACCGCCAGCAAGGGCGCCGUCAUCGCAAUGACAAGAGAGCUCGGCAUCGUGCAUGCCCGCGAGGGCUUCCGCUUCAACGCCCUCUGUCCCGGGCCCCUCGAUAGCCCUAUGCUGCAGGAUUUUCUGGAUGCCGAGGAUGAUGAUAGUAAAGGCUCUUCUGCUAGUGUUCCUGCGACUGCAAAGGGUCAGACGGCGAGGAGAGUGCGCAGAGAAGUGCAUCUUCCCCAGGGACGCUGGGGCACGCCGCUCGAGGUGGCAGGUGCAGCUGUUUUUCUGGCUAGUGAUGCUAGUUCGUUUGUAAAUGCGACGGAGCUGGUCGUGGACGGCGGGUUGACCAAGGCUUUUGUUACUCCUGAGGGCGCGCCGCAUCAUAGUGUGCUUUCGAGAUCUGGGCUGGGAACUCGCUCUAGUCUUUAA